Molecule: messenger RNA, 2477 nt
Organism: Nothobranchius furzeri (turquoise killifish)
Lineage: Eukaryota; Metazoa; Chordata; Actinopteri; Cyprinodontiformes; Nothobranchiidae
Product: trace amine-associated receptor 1-like
Biological process (GO): G protein-coupled receptor signaling pathway, coupled to cyclic nucleotide second messenger; chemical synaptic transmission
Cellular component (GO): plasma membrane; dendrite
Molecular function (GO): neurotransmitter receptor activity; G protein-coupled serotonin receptor activity
Source: RefSeq, a predicted model, not a curated record
AACGCAUGCUCAUUUGUGAUUAGAAUGAGCUAAGAUGUUGAUCUCAAUUCCUAUUGGACAACAAACAUGGUGGUGCCACUGGGUGUUGAGUAGGUUUUUAUAUGGUCUCAUGUAGUCCAGUGUGACAAGCAACAUAGAAGCACAGAGUUGCGUUGUUUUCUGUCUGUAGUUUCAUUCCUAAACCUUGUUUUGAACAGGUCAUCAUGGAGAAAGACAUUACUCUAAACAAGACUGCUGUAUUUACCUUAAAUCCCUGCUCUUUAGUCGAUCCUUUCAGUUUUAAAUUAACCCCAACCAUUUCUGCUGUAUGUGUAAUGUUGUAUGGCUUCCUUACACUUUUGUCUUUUGUCACAGUGUGCGGGAAUCUCUUGGUAAUAAUCUCUGUGUUUUACUUCAAACAGCUCCACACUCCUACUAACUCCCUCAUUCUGUCUCUGGCUGUGGCUGACCUGCUUGUAGGGAUUCUAGUGUUUCCUUUCAGCAUGGCAUUCUCUCUCAGCUCAUGUAUAUAUAAUGAUAGUUUAUUUUGUAAAGUUAGAGACAGCUUUGAUAUAUUACUCAGCACAUGCUCUAUUUCACACCUAUGCUGUAUUUCUAUUGACAGAUAUUAUGCCGUGUGUCAGCCACUAACAUAUAAAUCUAAAAUCAGCCACCGUGUUGUUGUCGUAAUGAUCACUGUAAGUUGGGGGCUUUCUGCUCUUAUUGGAAUUGCCAUGGUAUUAUCCAGACUAGAAGAAGGAUGUGAAGAAAUGUGUUUUGUUGAUGUAGUUGCGGCAAACACAGUUGGACCUAUAUUUUCUUUUUAUCUACCAGUUAUUAUAAUACUUAGCAUGUAUCUGAAGAUUUUCCUUGUUGCACAGAAACAGGCACGGAGCAUCCAAACAGGGACGAUGUGUGGAGCAACUGUCAGUAAGAUGGAAAGAAAGGCAACAAAAACUUUAGCUACAGUUCUGGGAGUCUUUCUUUUUUGUUGGACUCCUUUCUUUCUCUGUUUCACUUCUCUGCCUUUUACCCACAACCCAGGUCGAGUUCCUGUGAUUGAAACACUUAACUGGCUAGCUCUGUCAAAUUCAAUGCUAAAUCCAUUUAUCUAUGCGUUUUUUUACAGCUGGUUCAGGUCAGCUAUUAAAAUUAUUAUGUCUGGAAAAAUAUUACGAUGUGAUCUUACAAACACAAAAUUACAUUAAGUUACUCUGAGACACAAACUAUGGAAACAACUAGUAACAUUUCCAUGAAAGCAGACCUGAAUCAAUUUUGACUUGUGUUCAAGAUGGACACAUAUAUGCUUUAAAUAUUUGUGUUGACAGAAAAAUAAACAAAACAACCGUAAGAAAACAAACAAAAACAGAAAAGGAUGGACUAGAGUUAUAAAAUUAUUGCUUUUUCUGAUACAGAUCGUAUUGAAUUGGGUAAGGUGAGUUACACUAACAGUGUGUAGAAAAGCUUGUAAAAUGUAAGCCUUGAAUCUGCAACCUUUUUGCAGCGCGGCAACAGUGCUACCAUCAUAAUUAAUUGUGUCCCAGAGUGCCUGAGUAUUUUGUCCAUUCAGGAAGCAUUUGAUAAGGCAUUUCUUUCCCACCAGUUCUUUUACACUUUGAUUUUUGUUGGGGGCUAUAAUUCUUUUGACCUCUAAUUGUUCAUGUGGUUGACUGACCUGUUGUCUAGCCCCUGAACAUGCAUAUGGCUUACAGUCAUUUUUGUGAUCAGCCCAGUGGGUUUUCUGACAUUUUUUGAGCAAUAAAAUGCAGUUCUACAAAUUGAAAAGUGUUUUAUUCACUCUUCAUUUCCUUUUUUCCACAGUUCAUGCAACAGUGGGACUUGUGAUUUCCUUUGGUUGCCCCACGCCCCAAGGAGGCAACCCCGCUUAGUUUAAAGGGCCCCUAAAGGCUGACUGUUGUUUCUGCUCUACAACCUGCCCUAAAAUGCUCACUACUCCCACAUUUAAAACAAUGCUGGCAAUGUUCCUCAUUGGCCUGAGCACAAGCAAAGCACCUAGGUUGUGGCCGUGGUCUUUGAUAAUAUCUGUGUGGAGUAAACCUUUGUUGGAAUUGUGCAGUCUCUCACCCGUCCUGGCCCAUACUGAGGCCAGCUCUCCUGCAGUAAUUCUGGGUGUUGCCGAGGGUAGAAUGACGACAUGGAUCUGAAAGAUGACUGUUCGGAGGAUGAGAAUGCUGGGCUUAAUACAGACACUUGUUCUGGGCGUUGUGGAGGUUGCUUUGGUACUGUGGUAUUAUUUUUGUUGGAUUGUUUCCCUAAUUUGGGACACUUCGGCUCUCAAAUCGUUCAAUAAAACCAUGUCAGAGCGCAUCUCUUUGAUCUCAGAUAACAAGUCGGGGGACAUUUAGAUCUACUCUGUUGAGUGGAAGGUUUAGUCUCCGUUUGCAGGUCACUAGACUGGACAGUACUCACACUAGUUGCUCUUUAUGGGGCAGCAUGCUUCUUUUUGUCUUGUCUCUCCUUUUCGUUUGUGCAAGCAA